Molecule: messenger RNA, 861 nt
Organism: Malaya genurostris
Lineage: Eukaryota; Metazoa; Arthropoda; Insecta; Diptera; Culicidae
Product: craniofacial development protein 2-like
Exons: 1
Coding region: 1-861 (286 amino acids)
Biological process (GO): chromatin remodeling
Cellular component (GO): nucleus
Molecular function (GO): catalytic activity
Source: RefSeq, a predicted model, not a curated record
AUGAAGCUCGAAAUCCUGGGACUAAGUGAAGUCCGUUGGCCAAACUUUGGAGAACACAAGCUACUGUCGGGACAGGCACUACUGUAUUCUGGUAUACGAGGUGAACAUGCUCUCCGUCACCGUGGAGUUGGUUUCCUACUUAGCGCCCAAGCGAAUGCGACGCUCUUCAAGUGGGAACCUGACAAUGACAGAAUAAUCGAUGCCAGAUUUAGAACGUGGGUCCGCAACCUAAUCAUAAUCCAAUGUUAUGCGCCAACCGAUGCUGCCCAGCUACAAAAUAAGGAGAAUUUUUACAGUAAACUAGGUGCCGUCGUGAAUAAAAUUCCAAAGGGUGAUUUCAAGAUCUACACCGGCGACUUCAAUGCGAAGAUCGGCUCCGACAACGUAGACUAUGAGCGUGUCAUGGGGCGCCAUGGUCUUGGAGAUAUGAGCGACAACGGUGAGCCGUUUGCAGAGUUUUGUGGCAAUCACGACAUGGUGAUCGGGGGCUCGCUCUUCUCUCGUCGCCCAGCGCAUAAAGUCACGUGGGUUUCCCGCGAUGGACAUACUAAAAAUCAAAUCGACCACAUCUGCACCAGCCGGAAAUGGAGACGGAGCCUUCUUGACGUCCGGAAUGAACGCAGUGCCGACAUCGCGUCUGACCACAACCUUCUCAUCGGAGAGAUUCGCCUACGUAUUGCGCGGGUCAUGCGACAGGAGGAGAGGCUCCUCUAUGAUAUCUCACGGUGUCUUAGUGGAGCAAGGAUUAAUGCAAGGGUGCCAGUGAAGGACGCGGCUGGUCAGCUGCUAACCGACCCCACUGACCAGUUAAAACGUUGGUUUGAACACUUCGAACAACUUCUUCAAGAAGCCUUAGUAUAA